GAAAAUGCAACCAGUAAACUUUCUUCUCUCCAACCAUCUAUAGGUGUAUCGCAAUGAAGUUUACGAUACUAGCAACCUCGCUGGCCGUGGUAUGUACGGCGGCACUAGCACUUGAAACCAGAUCCAGCAGUCGGACAGCGGCGUCCUCGUCAACAUCCAACGAGGGCAAACUAGAUCAGACCCCGGCCGAAGACCGCCAGUGGAAGAUCGAGAAGCGUCCCAAGGCCGGCAAGAAGAUCCACAUCUUCCUGGGCAGCAAAACGGGCUCCAAAACAAAAAAGGGCAAGAAACCGACCGCCGAAGACAGUGACGGAGCGGAAACGCAAACACGCAAAACUCCCGAACUGACGACCCGCUCGGACAAGUCCGAUGAUCUAGCGGCAGCGGCAACUUCAGACGCCCCGGACGCGGCCGUUGGUGCCAGUGAGCAUUACGCGGUUCCGGAGGAGCACCACCAGAUCAUCAAGGAGAAGAUCAAGAUCAAGCACCAUCAUCACCAUCACCACCACAACCACGUGAAAACGGUUGUCAAGAAGGAGCCAUACCCCGUCGAAAAGGUUGUUCAAGUUCCCGUUGAGAAGAUCGUUCACGUUCCAAAACCAUAUCCGGUAGAGAAGGUCGUGGAGAAGGUCGUUCAUGUCCCGGUUGAAAAAAUCGUCCACGUCCCGAAACCGUAUCCGGUAGAGAAGAUCGUCGAGAAAAUCGUCCAUGUCCCUAAACCAUAUCCGGUCGAGAAGAUCGUCGAAAAGCCCGUUCAUAUCGCGAAACCGUAUCCGGUUGAGGUGAAGGUCCCUUAUCCAGUAGAGAAGAUCGUUCACGUGGAUAAGCCAUAUCCGGUCGAGAAGAUCGUUGAGAAAAUUGUACAUGUACCGAAGCCCUAUCCGGUAUACCAGAAAGUCGCAGUUCCUUACGAGGUAAAGGUUCCUUACGAGGUCCCGAAACCAGUUCCGUACCCAGUUGAGAAAAAAAUCCCGUAUCCAGUUGAGGUAGAGAAAAAAGUCCCAGUGCCCGUCAAGGUCGAAGUUGAAAAGCACGUUCCGUACCCCGUGAAAGUGUUCGUGCCAUACGAGAAAAAGGUACCCGUUCCGGUCAAGUCAUCCAGCAGUUCAACAUUCACUUCGUUCCCCUUCGACAAGGACAUUGGAUACUCGAGCACAAAACUGCAUCCGUUUGAAUCCCAACAGCAUGAGGUGAGGCAUUAUGGCGAUGAAUACUCGAACGGUGAGGAGGGCUACAGGAGAACGACCAAAACCACAUAUAAGAAGAACAAGACCAAGAAAACGAAGAAACAAGAAGAUUACAAGAGCCAACAACACCAACAGCAGCAACAAAAUCAACAACAAAAUCAACAACAACAACAAAGCUACUCAGCGCCGGUGACCGAAGACCACCACGAACAAAACUCAGGAUCGUAUGGAGGUAGCAGCGUCAGCAGCAGCUCCGAGAAUACCCAAGUGCAUCAGAACGGUGGUGCCCACUACUCGCAUACCACGUACUUCACUCAUCCGCCAUCUCCGGCUCAAAGUGGUUACCAGCAACAGCCACAGAAACAACAAGAGCAACAGCAAUACAAUAGUCAGGAAAGUACCAACUACUUCAACCAACAGCUUGUGCAGUACAACCAGCAGCCCAAAUACGGACCGUCGACUUUCCCUCAGCAGAGCGACUACCAGAACCAGGGAUCCAGCAGUGAGGGCCAUUACAGUCAUGUAGACCACUACGGAGCCGGAACUAGCCAGCAGGAAGUGAUCGCCUCACCACCGAACCAGCAACAGAUGUACGACAUGAGCCAGCACCAGCAAGCGAUGCCCCAGUCAUUCACCCUGACCGGACCGACCAACCCGGGAGGUACCCUGCAGCUCGAGGCCCAACCCCAGUCAUUCCAGCUUCUCCAGCUGUCACCAUUCCAGUUCCAGACCCCCACCGGCUUCUCCCUGCCAACCGCCAAGUGAACAACUCCUGCUCGUUAGCCCAAGGGCUCGAGGAAACAAGACUGCUAGAAAGAAAA
This is a messenger RNA of Culex pipiens pallens (northern house mosquito), 2008 nucleotides long. Its product is annotated as zinc finger protein 512B-like. NCBI's taxonomy places the organism in Eukaryota, Metazoa, Arthropoda, Insecta, Diptera, Culicidae. Bases 54 to 1952 code for a protein of 632 amino acids. The record is from RefSeq and is a predicted model, not a curated record. The transcript has 8 exons.